Molecule: messenger RNA, 1641 nt
Organism: Tarenaya hassleriana
Lineage: Eukaryota; Viridiplantae; Streptophyta; Magnoliopsida; Brassicales; Cleomaceae
Product: xaa-Pro dipeptidase
Exons: 16
Coding region: 1-1470 (489 amino acids)
Molecular function (GO): manganese ion binding; metalloaminopeptidase activity
Source: RefSeq, a predicted model, not a curated record
AUGUCUUCUCUGUCUCCGCCUCCGGUUCCGAUGGAGCUCCACGCCGUGAACCGGCGGAAGCUCCUCGAUUCUCUCCGCCGCCAUUUAUCUGUCUCCGAUCGUCCUCUCCAUGGUUUCGUGUUCCUCCAGGGAGGUGAGGAGCAGACUCGGUAUUGCACUGAUCACAUCGAGCUCUUCAGGCAGGAGAGUUAUUUUGCUUACUUGUUUGGAGUCAGAGAACCCGAGUUCUACGGAGUUAUAGACAUUGGAAGCGGGAAGUCUAUUCUUUUUGCUCCAAGAUUGCCUGCUGAUUAUGCUGUCUGGUUGGGGGAGAUAAAGCGACUUUCAUACUUUCAGGAAAGGUAUAUGGUCGACAUGGUUUACCAUGUGGAUGAGAUUGAUCAAGUUCUUCAUGAUCAAUUUACAGGAUCUGGAAAACCAUUGUUAUAUCUCUUGCAUGGCCUCAACACCGACAGCAAUAACUUUUCAAAACCUGCCAAUUUUGAGGGAAUUGAAAAGUUUGAAAGGGAUAUGACUAGUUUACACCCUAUUUUGACUGAAUGUCGAGUUAUCAAGUCGAACCUGGAGCUUCAACUAAUACAGUUUGCAAAUGAUAUAAGUUCUGAAGCUCACGUUGAGGUUAUGAGGAACACUAAAGUUGGCAUGAAAGAGUAUCAAUUAGAAAGCAUGUUUAUGCAUCAUUCCUACAUGUAUGGUGGAUGUCGGCACUGCUCAUACACGUGCAUCUGUGCCACUGGGGAAAAUGGUGCUGUUCUACAUUAUGGUCAUGCUGCUGCUCCAAAUGACAGGAUCUUGGAAGAUGGAGAUAUGGCACUGCUUGAUAUGGGAGCUGAAUAUCAUUUCUAUGGGUCUGAUAUAACAUGUUCAUUCCCCGUGAAUGGGAAAUUUACAAGCGAUCAGAGCCUGAUCUACAAUGCUGUACUUGAUGCUCACAAUUCCGUAGUCUCUGCAAUGAAGCCUGGAGUGAACUGGGUAGAUAUGCACAGGUUAGCAGAAAGAGUGAUACUCGAGUCCCUGAAGAAAGGCUCCAUCCUUGUUGGAGAGGUAGAUGAAAUGAUGGUGGAAAGGUUAGGUGCAGUUUUCAUGCCGCAUGGACUAGGUCACCUCCUCGGUAUCGACACACACGAUCCCGGCGGUUAUCUCACCGGAGUGGAAAGGCCAAAGGAACCUGGACUGAGGUCUUUACGCACAGCCAGAGAACUCCUAGAAGGAAUGGUAAUAACAGUAGAACCCGGAUGCUAUUUCAUCCAUACUCUGUUGUCGGCAGCCAUGGAUAAGCCGAAAACCUCAAAGUUCUUCAACCGUGAAGCAAUCGACAGAUUCAGGAACUUUGGAGGUGUCAGGAUCGAAAGCGAUGUGAUUGUUACGGUCGAUGGGUGCAAGAACAUGACGAAUGUGCCGCGGGAAGUAGGAGAGAUCGAAGCUGUGAUGGCCGGAGCGCCAUGGCCGCUGAAGGAUGCAACUCACUAGUUUUUAAAACCAUGUCUGAUGAAGUGAGCGUAGUUCAGAACUCAAGUGAGCGUAGUCAAAACCAUGUCUGAUGAAGUGGGGAAUUGAUAUAUAUAUAUAUAUAUAUAAUCUGAAUAAAAUAAUACUUCUCCUCUUGGGAGACUGUUUGGAAGAUAAUUUUAGUUGACAAUC